UCGGGUUAUGUCUUUUAGCCCUAUACUUCGCCGGCGCUGCCAACUGCCGAGGUUUUUCCCCUGAAGGGUUUCUCUUCUCUGAACUAUACAUUCCACUCUACAGAGAGGAGAGAUGUGGAGAUCGACGAUUACUGUAGGUAGAAAAGCUCUUCUCAGAAGGCUCGAAGCAAAAUUUAAGCAAUCCAUACUCCAAAGCGCUUCUCAGGUAUGCUACUCAAUUGAAUCUCCAUUGAAUCCAACUCCACAUUUCACUGCUUCCAGGAACUGCGUUUGUCAAUACUCGUUUAGGUUUUUCUCGUCAAAUCCCUCACUCGAUACCGAAGAAUCUGAGUUUUCUAACGCAGACGGCUCUGUGUCUGGUCAUUGGGCCAGCGCUUUCGAUGCGGAAAAAUCCGAGGAUGGAUCUUCCUCUGUUUUCGGUGAAGUCGAUGAUGGCUUCGCUGCUGCGAAUGAUUUCGCCGUCGAAAAUGGUGACGUUGUUAAGGCGGAUGGUGAGCCUGAGGUGUCUCUAGGAGAGGAGGGGAUGGAGAAGGUGGAGGAAGGUGAUUCUGUUGAGAAGCUGGAAAGAAUGUUGUCUUUGCUUCAGAGCAGUGGGAUGGUUGAGGGGUCCUUAGAGUCUAGCCUGGAGGAUAUUGGUUUGAAUGUUGAUGAGGAGCAUAUCAUAAAAGUGCUCGAAACCAAGUAUAUUCCUGGGGAGAAUUUGAUUGAGUUUUUCAGUUGGGCUUUGAGGAGACCUGGGAUGGCACUGAGUACCACCAUGGUUGAAAUGCUGACCAGGGCGAUAUGUAGUGGAGAAACAAUGAGAGAUGCCUAUGCUCUGUGGAAUUUGUUGAAGGAGCUUGGAGAAAAGGAGAUUGGAGUGUUGAGUACUGACAUACUGAACGAGUUGAUAUCUUUCUUUUCGAGGUUUGCUAAGGGCAAGGCAGCUUAUGAGGUGUUCAACAAGUUUGGGGAUUUUGGUUGUGAACCGAAUUCUGAUACAUAUUAUUUCACAAUAGAGGCUGUUUCUAGGCGCAAAAUUUAUGAUUGGGCCAGCACUGUUAGUGAGAAGAUGCUAGGUGCUCAAAAGUUGCCCAAUGCUUGUAGAGUAGGAAAGAUCAUUUCCUUUUUGUGUAAAGGAAACAAGGCUAGAGAUGCACAUCUUGUUUACAUGGCUGCAAAGGGGAACGGAGUUAGUCUUCCUCAGACUUCCGUUAAUUUAUUGAUUAAGUCUCUCUGUGACAAAGAUGAAGACGUUUACUCUGCGUUGGAGAUGGUGCAGGAAUUUUCAGAAGAUGAACGGAAGCAUGCCAUUUAUUCGUUUUCUUCAGUUAUUCAAGGGUUAUGUAGGCCUAAAGACGACGGGGAAAAGAAGGCACAUAGAAGCAAAGACGUUGAAGAGGCCAAAAAUCUGCUCCUGAAUAUGGUCGAUGCAGGUCCACCUCCAGGCAAUGGGGUCUUUAAUACAGUUAUUACUGCACUAUCCAAACAAGGUGAUAUGGAAGAGGCAACAAAGUCGCUGAAAAUGAUGGAGGAGAGGGGCCUGAAACCUGAUGUUUACACAUACACUGUAAUUAUAAGUGGUUAUGUGAGGAAGCUCGAGAUGGAUGAGGCUCGUAAAAUUUUGGGUGAUGCCAAGAAGAAACACUCUAAGCUGAGCUCAGCUACAUAUCAUACGCUUAUCCGCGGAUAUUGCAAGCUCGAACAGUUUGACGAGGCUCUUGCAUUAUUGAGAGAGAUGAAGGAGCAUGGUGUUGAACCCAGUGCGGAUGAAUACAAUAAGCUGAUCCAAUCUCUUUGCCUAAACGCUGUGGAUUGGGAAAAGGCUGAGAAGCUACUGGAGGAGAUGAAGGGGAAUGGGGUGCAUCUCAAUGCAAUUACAAAAGGUCUUAUAAGAGCAGUUAAGGAGAUGGAGCAGGAUGAAUUAGAAAGGAAAGAAAUGACAGUUGAUGCAUAAAUUCUACAAGAUAACUGUGUCCUGUGGUAGUAAAUUCUUGUAGCAUUUAGUAUUUUGACGAUAAUUGCAGGUGAGCUCUUAGGUUCUUUUUGUUUUCCUUGAUUACGUUUUCUCUUUGCAGAACGUUCAAAGCUUAGAAGAAGUAAGUUUUGUCUUUCUCCUAUGAUUGGCUAUUGGUGUUCUUCAUUUGCCAAUGCUAGCUCUAAAAUAAUCAAAAUAGUACUCCUUAAGUGGGAAGGGGUAAACAUAAUGAUCACGAAUCACAAUACUGUCUUGAUUUUUUUCCCUUA
Ipomoea triloba (trilobed morning glory) is the source of this 2226-nucleotide messenger RNA. RefSeq names its product pentatricopeptide repeat-containing protein At3g02650, mitochondrial-like. Gene Ontology annotation, molecular function: protein binding. Bases 113 to 1936 code for a protein of 607 amino acids. The transcript has a single exon. The record is from RefSeq and is a predicted model, not a curated record. NCBI's taxonomy places the organism in Eukaryota, Viridiplantae, Streptophyta, Magnoliopsida, Solanales, Convolvulaceae.